Molecule: messenger RNA, 4392 nt
Organism: Strongyloides ratti
Lineage: Eukaryota; Metazoa; Nematoda; Chromadorea; Rhabditida; Strongyloididae
Product: Reverse transcriptase domain and Integrase,catalytic core domain and Ribonuclease H domain and Ribonuclease H-like domain-containing protein
Exons: 1
Coding region: 1-4392 (1463 amino acids)
Biological process (GO): DNA integration
Molecular function (GO): RNA-DNA hybrid ribonuclease activity; nucleic acid binding
Source: RefSeq, a predicted model, not a curated record
AUGGCGCCCCCGGGUUUGAAAGAAAAAACUUCUUCUAAUCCUUUUAUUAUUUUAAAAAAUCUUAAGAUUUCUUUAUUUAAGCAUCACACCGAUGAAGCCCGUUUACGAUUCAUAUUUUCUAGUCUUGACCCUACUUUUUUUAUCGAAAAUAAUAUUGAUGACUUCGAAGGUCUUUCGUCAUCUGAAUUGUUAUCAAAAGUCACCCAAUAUUAUACAGAUAUAGUUGAGGAAGAAUUCGAUAUCUACGACCGUUUAUGUUUAUUAAUUGACGACUUAAGAAUAGAUUACGAUUUACGUAAACCAUAUUCAUCAUUUAUUAAUGAAGCUAUUGAUAGAAUUAAAUUUUUCAAUGCUAGUAAUUGUGAUGCAUUAAUUAUUAAAUUUUUCCUAGAAUCAAUUUCCCUUAAAUUUCGACAAUCUCAAAUAUUUAAAGAUUAUCUUCCCGACUCUAUGGUUCUAUCUGAUUGGCUUAGCGCCUCCAUGGAUUGGGACAAAUUAGCUACUUCUACAUUAGUCAGAAAUUUUCGUAAAUCUCAUUCUACUAUUAAGUAUGCUAAUUCUAUUAAGACUGAAUUUAGUAAUGAAGUAAGUAAAGAUACUAAAGAUAUUAAACCUGCUUUCGGUAUCCGUCCUUGUCAUUAUAUUAUUCAACAAGCCUUUUUUUUUAAUAUUGAUGAUGAAGCAUUAGUUGAUUCUGCAUGCGGCGAGAAUAUAUUAUCAUUGAAUAUAUUUAAUAAAUUCUCAUCUGAGAUUAGAAAUUCCAUUAACCGUAAUAAUACUAUAGAUAUUAUUCUCCCUAAUGGUUCUCGUGUCUCUACCAUUGGAUCGAUCGAUGUCAUUUUUACCUGUCCAUUUGCUAAUAUCGUCAAACAACCGUUAACCUUUUUUGUUUGUGAUGUUGCUUGGAAUUUCUUAGGAAUUAAUACCUGUGUUAAGUUUAGACUUCUGUCAAAGUUAGAAACAUUAAUUCUUGAGAAUGAACCAUUACUACGCGAUAAUUCAUCAUUAUUAUGUAAUAUUAAUACUAAUACUAUUCAUAAAAAUAGCAUCCACCGCAUUAAUAAAUUUCUAGAAGAUAAUCCAGCAUUAUGGGAUGAUUCUCCUGUAUCUUCUACAACAUUUGUUACUAUUCCUUUUCCUACUGAUUUUGUUCCUACUAAAGCACCUUUAAUUCGCUUUGCUAAACAUCUUCGUGAUGCUUCAAAAGAUAUAUUAGAUAACGAUGUUAAGAAUGGUUUCCUUGUUAAGGUUUCAAAACAGUCUGAUCAAAUUAGUAAUGCGUUUACGAUCAAACAACAGGGUAAAAACCCCCGUUUAGUAGUUAACCCUAAGAACUUGAAUAAUCAAAUAAUUAUUCCUAAGCAUAUGACACAAAAGAUGAUUACUAUGAAAGAUAUUCAAGAAAAACUAGCUAAUUAUUAUAAGGGUAGUUCAGACUAUUGUUUUUCUACGUUCGACAUUAAGUCUGCAUAUAGAAAUUGUAAGCUUCAUCCUAAUCAGUCAAAGUAUUUACAGUUUGUAACUGAAUUCGGCACUUACGAACCUACAUCUCUUAUCUUUGGCUUAAAUGUUUCAUCCUAUCUUUUUAUCGAUACUUUAUCCCGUAUUAUGCAAGGUAUUGAUUCCGUUGUAUUUUAUAGUGAUGACGGUCUGAUCUUCACUAAGAAAGAAGAUCAUGCCAACGUAGUUAUAGAUAUUUUAUCACGUCUAGUUAAAGUCGGAUGGAAAAUUACUUACGAUAAAUGUCAAUGGAUGAAAGAUGAGGUAGAAUUUAUAGGUUUACAUAUUUCAAAACAUGGUAUUUCUAUUCCUGAAUAUAAGAAAAUUCAGUAUAGAAGCUUUUCACAUCCAACAAAUUUAAUUCAAAUUAAGCAAUUUGUUCAAUCACUAAAUUACUAUAGAUCGAUGAUUCCUGAAUUUAGUAAUCUCACCGAUAAUUUUUAUGCUAUGAAGUCUUUUAGAUGGACAGAUAUUGAAAUAACACAAUUCAAUAGAUUAGUUGACAUUUUAUCUGAGAAUAUAUUUCUAUCUAUUCUACCUUCCGACAUCUCUUCUUUCUCUCUAACGAUUCAGGUAUCUGAUCGUUCAAUUUGUUCUUCUUUAUACUGGCACUCUCAUUCUAAUAAGGGCCUAUUUGAUCUUCAAGGCAGAACUCUCAAAGGUUCUGAGAUCAACUAUUUAUAUCAUAAUAAAUUCUUACUAGCCGUGAAAGAAAAUUUAGUUGCUAAUCAGAAGUUUAUUUUAAAUUUACCUGUUUCUGUUAUUGUUAAUAACUCUCCUCUUAAAUCUGUAUUAGAUAAUCCUCCUGAUAUGUUUUCAGCUCAGAGUACCUUUCAACGACUACGACUAUAUCUAGAAUAUUUUAACAUUAGAUUUAUCUAUUCUCGAGAGAAUGAUAUAAUUAGCAAACUCAGAAUUGACUCUAUUCCUAUAGACUUUAAUCAACCUAUUACUUUGUAUGCUAUGAAAGAACUCACUAAGAUUGACGAUUUUGAUUCACAUAUAAAUCUUACUAAUCUAAUCAACAGUUAUUCUUCUGAUCCUUAUGCUCCCAUUCUUACUAAAAUAGCUCGUGGUAUUGUUCCUGACUCACAGGACAUCUUUAUUUUACCCAAGAUUAUUGCUAAGUUUAUUAAUAAUGAUCAAAUUGUUUUGGAUUCUAAUAACGUUAUUCGUAUAAAUAACAAGAUUUAUAUACCACAAUCAUUUCAAGAUCAUAUUUUAUCUUAUUUGCAUAUGUAUCAUCGUAGCUCUACAGCUAUGAUUCAUCUAGCUAAUACUCUUUUUGUUAUGAUAAAUUGUACUUCUUUAAUUCGCCAAUAUUAUUCGAAUUGUAAAAUAUGUAUGUAUAUUCGUCGUUCUGGUCCACGUCAUAUAUCUUCAUGGCCAAAAUCUGAACACUCUCGUGAACGAUGGCAUGCAGAUCAUGUUGUUGUGAACGGCAAAACUCUUUUAUCUAUGGUUGAUAGCUAUAGUAAUUUUUUAAUUUUAUAUCAUUUACAAUCAUAUUCUAUCCCUAAGUUGCAAGAAGCACUUAUAAAUAUAUUUGCCUUAUAUGGUACCCCAUCUAUAAUUGUAUUUGAUAAUUUCCCUUCAUUUGUAUCACCUUUAUUAAAACAAUUCCUUAUUGAACAUAAUGUUGUACCUAUGUAUUGUAUUAAAUAUGAUCAUCGUUCAAAUGGCCAUAUUGAAACUCUUAAUUCAUUUGUUCGUACCUCUAUUUCUAAAUUCUUGGCCGAAAACGACUCGUUUUCCAAAGCCGUAUCAAAAACUUUAUUGAAGAAUCAUACCUCUAUAUAUCGCGACAAUCUUACAUCACAACAAAUUUUCUUUAAUGAUCCCGAGUUUCAUGCAGAAGCAGUUAUCCGCAAUACCCCUCAACUUCAUAUCAUUGACAAACCUGUUCUUUUCAAAAUAAAUUCCAGUCAGUCUACAUGGACCGAAGGUUUCGCUUCCUAUCGCUUAGGAAAGAAUAGUUAUCAAAUUACAGAUAAAGAUGGCAAUCUUCAUAUUUUAAAAGAUAACCUUAUUAAUUUUGAUAUUGGUACGGAUAUUAUUAAAGAAAUCGUUGACAUUGUUCCUACGUCAAAAGUUAAUGAGUAUAGAAACCUCAAGACAUCUCUCGUUUCAAAUGAUUCUAUUACCUCAGACGAUACCAUACCACUCGUCGAAGAAGGGGGAGAAUUAACAUCUGAUAUGUUAACGAAGUUUGAAGACCUCUCAACAUCAUUACUUAAUUCUUCAAUAUCCUCUCCAUUAAGAUCAAUCUCUAAUGUUGUUCCUGCAUCCAUGAAAUCAUUUGAACUCAUUAAGACACAGAAGGAUUUUGAAGAAUAUAUUUUUAAUAAUCCUCAAUUUAAGGAUUCAUAUAUAUUUAUAGAUGGUUCUACUAAAGCUCUUAAUAAUAUACCUUCUAGUGGUGUUGGUUAUUUUGCUCAUAUUCAAUCAAAUAUGGCAUGUGGAGGAUUACAUUUAAUAGAACCUAUUUCUUCUGAUUUUGCAGAAGUCUGUGCACUUGUUAUGGCACUUGAAAAUGUUAAAGAUAUUGAAUCCCCUAUUUUAUUUCUUACUGAUAGUUCAUAUGUUUAUAAAUCUAUUGCAAAUGGUUACAUAGAUAGAUUAACAUCUUUAGAUCGUCCUCAUAAUAACAUGUGGAGCCGUAUAAAGACAUUAUACCGAUCUUCAUAUAGAAUAAUACAAUCUGCUUCUCAUUCCCGUCAUUCCCCGGUUGGAAACAAAAUUGCCGACUAUGUAGCUAAGGCAUACUCUCUCAAUCUGCCGAAUCAAUCUCAUUUCUCUCUUAAUAUCAACUCAGAUCAUAAAGAUGUUUUUAAAGAAAUCAAAGAUAUUUUUCUAACAUUUGAAAUGGAACACAAGAUCAAGAUUGUUUAA